CGCAUGGAGAGGGCCCCCUUGCCUCUCGAGUGACUAUCACGAACCAGUGUAUUCUAUGUUUGUCAUCGUUCAAGAAGAAAGUCGUAGCCCAACGGCAUCUGGAGCGCAGUCUAGCGCAAAAACGCUGUCUAGCCGAUCAGUGUCAUACGUUUGAGCCCGUUGUGUGGCCAGCUUCGAACGCGUGCCCAAUUUGCGACCAGUCUCAUCAAUUUACUUGGCAGCUGUACCACCAUCUUGUUCAUAGCCAUCUCGGUUCGGCACUCUCGGAGGAGCAUACAAUAAAGUUCGACACACCUGAGCAUGAAGCGUGGCUCGUGGGAGCUUCCGGCCCACGGCAGUGGACCAGCGAGCAAUGGAGGGAAUGGUGGCGAACGCGCUGCCAAGGAAGCGAGGAAGGAGGGGACGUUGGGUGCGGCCCUCCAGCUAGAGCAGAAGAAGGGGGGAGCGGGCACCACCCUCCAGCUGGUGCUCAAGCUGCUGGAGCAGCUGGAAGCUCGCGUCCGCGAGCUCGAGAACGCCGUCUUCGACACGGCGGCAAUGUCGAAGGCCAGCCCGAUCGUGGAGCAGGGCCAGAGCGUGCUCAAGACGUACGCGGCGGUGGUCAAGGGCAACCCGAAGCACAAGCACGGCCCCCCGCACCUGCACGUGGGCAUGGGCAUGCUCGCGGCGCUGGCCGCAGAGGCGAUGCAGUCCAGGGACGCGGCGCAGCGCGCGCGGGGGCUCGCCUUGCACGCGCUGGUCGUGGCAGCCAAGGACCAGCCCCUCGAGCACGUGACAGCGUGGCUCCGGAGCUUCAGGAUCGCAGACAUGCACCACCAGCCCAACCAAGACGCGAAGACGAGGGUGGUCUACCACAUGGUGGGGGAGGUCGGCCUGCCCAGCACGACCGGCCUGGAGGAGCGCGAGCAAACCCUGAAGGCCGUGGCGGACGAGGAAGAAGGGGUGGCGCAAUGGGCCCAGACCUACGUGAUUUUGGAUUCCGACGAGUGCAUCCCGCGCGCGGGGGGGAAUCUGAGGAGCAUCGGCGUCCAGCAGUUGGUGACCAGCAUGUUGUGCAGCGCGGGGGGCACGAGGUGGGCCGGGAAGGCGCCUCGCGGGAAGCUCGCCCGCCGGGUGAACAAGCUCGUCCAGGGCAAGGGGGAGGAGGAGGACGAGUGAGGGACCAGAUGCAGUCCGAAGCAGCGCCCUUCCCCUCGAGGUCCCACGCCUCGCCGGGGGCGUGACUAUGGGGGGGCUUGCCGCCCCGUCGCGUCCAGCCGUUAGGGGAGCACCACGUAUCUCGUUUAAGAUACGGCAGAGACGGAGCGAGUAGAUAAUCCGAGUAUGCUUCUCCGAUGUCUCGAUCAAAAAAA
Molecule: messenger RNA, 1352 nt
Organism: Prorocentrum cordatum
Lineage: Eukaryota; Dinophyceae; Prorocentrales; Prorocentraceae
Source: the annotation of a GenBank genome assembly